Molecule: messenger RNA, 3790 nt
Organism: Triplophysa rosa
Lineage: Eukaryota; Metazoa; Chordata; Actinopteri; Cypriniformes; Nemacheilidae
Gene: polg
Product: polymerase (DNA directed), gamma
Exons: 23
Coding region: 187-3741 (1184 amino acids)
Biological process (GO): mitochondrial DNA replication
Cellular component (GO): gamma DNA polymerase complex; mitochondrion
Molecular function (GO): DNA binding; 3'-5' exonuclease activity; DNA-directed DNA polymerase activity
Source: RefSeq, a predicted model, not a curated record
UUCGAAUGGAGCUCAAGUACAUCCAUGUGCAAUGUUUGUUUUGAGCAAAGGAAUGCUUUAUUUGCACUUUAAACCAAAUCUAUGACUUUACAGACAAUUGUCUGCAUUUACGGUAACAUGAGUAGCCAGACAGAGCCCUGUUUAUCCAACGGUGGUUAAACAGGUUUAUCUUUCUAAGACCCUGAGAUGAUACAUCGUCUGAUAUCUCGUUACCGAUGGCAAACCUUCGGGGUAAGAUGCUCUUCCACCUCAGUAAAGCCCGAAUCCCACCAGACCCGUCUGAACCCGCUCAACAUCCAGAUGCUGUCCAGGAACCUGCAGGAACAGAUCUUUCGGGGCCGGACGCAGGAGUACGCAGAAGAAGACAUCGAGCUCAGCAUCAGACACUUGGAGAAACACAAACUCUGGGGGAAAGAGACUGAUCUGUUACCAGACGUAGAACUCAAACUACCCCACAUGUACGGGGAUGACAUCGACGGACACUUUCGCACCUUGGCCCAAACGCAGAGCCUGCCUUACCUUGAUGCGGCCAGCCAGCUUCAGGGCGCAGGGCUGCCCGACAUGCCCACGGAAUGGGCUUGUGAAGUGGGAUGGACGCGUUACGGGGCGGACGGAAAAAGCAACAGGGUGGAUUUUCCAGAUGAGAAGGCGUUAGUGUUUGAUGUGGAAGUCUGCAUGGAGGAAGGACAUUGUCCGACGCUGGCCGUGGCGGUUUCUCCAACUGCCUGGUACUCAUGGUGUAGUAAGAGGUUGAUAGAAGAAAGGUACACCUGGUCCAGUCACCUGACUCUGGCUGAUCUUAUUCCUUUGGAGACCCCCACAAACUCCACCAGACCACCGGGCGGCGAGUGGCAGGAGAGGCUUGUGGUUGGACACAAUGUGAGCUUUGAUCGAGCGCACAUUAAAGAGCAGUAUUUACUAAAGGGAUCCAAGUUGCGUUUCCUGGACACUAUGAGUCUCCACAUGGCUGUCUCGGGGCUGACGGGAUUUCAGCGGUCUCUCUGGAUGGCUAGCAAGUACGGCAAGAGAAAAGGCCUGCAGGAGGUUAAGGAGCACAUGAAGCGACUCGGCCGGCGCUCGGAGGGACCGAAGAUUGGAUCAUGGGAAUGGGUUGAUAUCAGCAGCAUUAAUAAUCUUGCUGAUGUUCACGCUCUGUACGUCGGCGGGGAGCCGCUGAAGAAAGAAGCCCGAGAUGUUUUUGUGAAGGGAAAAAUGUCCGAUGUUCGGACCAACUUUCAGGAGCUGAUGCAGUAUUGUGCUUCAGAUGUACAGGCCACCCAUGAGGUCUUCACUCAGCAGCUGCCUUUGUUUUUAGAGCGGUGUCCUCAUCCCGUGACGCUCGCAGGUAUGCUAGAAAUGGGCAUGUGCUAUCUUCCUGUCAAUCAGAGCUGGGGGCGGUACUUGGAGGACGCUCACGACACUUAUGAGGAGCUGCAGAGGGAAAUGAAAAAAUCGUUGAUGAUUUUGGCCGAUGAUGCCUGCCAGUUAUUGGAGGAUGAUCGGUAUAAAGAUGACCCCUGGCUAUGGGAUUUGGAUUGGGACGUUCAAGACUUCAAGCAGAAGAAAGUGCCUGUAAGUAAGAAGAAAGCCAAACAGGAGGAGGAGACGGCACCAGCAGCACUAGUGAAUAAUGACAUCCCGUAUUACUGGGACAAUGACGUUGGUCCCCCUUCAGAAGAGGAGGAGAAUAUUCCACACCCCAGCAGAGAACUACUAAAGAAACUAAAGGAGACCAUCAGUUGCCUGCCAAAGAGGAGACAGCACUUACCCGCCCACCCCGGAUGGUACCGUAAGCUGUGUGUGAAGAUGUCCGAAGCCAAGGAUUGGUCUCCUGGAGCCAGUCUGAUCAGUCUACAGAUGAGGGUCACACCCAAACUCAUGGGACUGACUUGGGACGGCUUUCCCCUGCACUACACCGACCAGCACGGAUGGGGUUACCUGGUACCGGGGCGCAAAGAUAACCUGGAGAUCUCAGAAGACAACGAGGGACCUGUAUGUCCCUACAGAGAAAUUGAGAAAGUUUAUAAGGAAUACUGCGAAGGGAAGGGACAGUCGCAGUGUCAGGACGGCCCGCUUUCUGUUGACCUCAUGUUGACGGAUAGCACCGUGUGGCAGACGGUGGAAGAAAUGAGUCGUUUGGAGGUGUCUGAUGAUGAAAUGCAUACGACAGCAGUCCCAUCCAAUAGGUCAAAGAGUGUUCACAAUGGGAACAGUGACUGCCGUUAUCACCAUGGAAACGGACCAUACAAUGAUGUCAACAUCCCUGGUUGUUGGUUCUUCAAACUGCCACACAAGGAUGGAAACGACAACAACGUGGGAAGUCCGUUCUCUAAAGACUUCCUGUCCAAAAUGGAGGACGGUACGCUUCAGGCGAGGCGGGGGGGCACGAACGGCACGCGGGCCCUGGAGAUCAACAAGAUGAUCUCGUUCUGGAGGAACGCCCAAAAACGCAUCAGCUCUCAAAUGGUGGUAUGGCUGCGAAGAGGAGAGCAGCCACGCACUGUCAGCAGACAUGAAGACUACAAUGAGGAAGGACAGUACGGAGCUAUUUUACCUCAGGUCAUCACGGCUGGAACGGUCACGCGCAGAGCCGUAGAGCCGACGUGGCUGACUGCCAGCAAUGCUCGGAAAGAUCGAGUGGGCAGUGAACUGAAGGCCAUGGUGCAGGUGCCACCUGGUUAUCACCUGGUGGGAGCAGAUGUGGAUUCCCAAGAGCUGUGGAUCGCUGCCGUGCUGGGUGAAGCCCACUUUGCUGGGAUGCAUGGCUGCACUGCGUUCGGGUGGAUGACACUUCAGGGAAAGAAGAGUCAAGGCACGGAUCUGCACAGCCGCACCGCAGACGCUGUUGGAAUUAGCCGCGAGCAUGCCAAGGUCUUCAACUACGGCAGGAUUUAUGGGGCCGGCCAGCCGUUUGCCGAGCGACUGCUCAUACAGUUUAAUCACCGCUUGAGCCAACAGGAAGCAGGCAGCAAAGCUCGACAGAUGUAUGCACUUACCAAAGGACUGCGCAGGUAUCAUCUGUCUGAGGAAGGUGAGUGGUUGGUGAAGGAGUUAAAAGUGGAUGUGGAAAGAGAUGACGACGGUACCAUCUCGCUGCAGGAACUCCGCAGGAUCUCAAAACUAGCAACUCAAAGCACCCGCAGGAAGAGGAGAUGGAAUCUCGCAGGGCAGCGCGUGUGGGCGGGCGGCACGGAGUCGGAGAUGUUCAAUAAACUGGAGAAUAUCGCUCACUCUGAUGAACCAGCCACUCCGGUGCUAAGCUGCAGGAUCUCCAGAGCUCUGGAACCUUCUGCUGUUAAAGAUGAGUUCAUAACCAGCAGGGUGAACUGGGUGGUGCAGAGUUCAGCCGUGGAUUAUCUUCAUCUCAUGCUGGUGGCUAUGCGGUGGUUGUUUGAGGAGUACGAUAUCGACGGCCGAUUCUGCAUCAGCAUUCACGACGAAGUGCGAUACCUGGUUCGCAGCGAGGAUCGCUACAGAGCUGCGCUGGCCCUACAAAUAACCAACCUGCUGAUCAGGUGUAUGUUUGCUUAUAAACUGGGAAUGAGAGAUCUACCGCAGUCAGUGGCUUUCUUCAGCGCUGUGGAUAUCGAUCAGUGCUUACGUAAGGAGGUCACCAUGGACUGUGUGACUCCAUCGAACCCUUCAGGAGUUGAGCGAAGAUACGGCCUAGCACAAGGUGAAGCAUUGGAUAUCUACCAGAUUAUAGAGAUCACCAAAGGAUCUUUGGCCAAAGGGAAAUAAUAUAACAACCAAACAUCUGUGGCAUAAAACAAAGGGUGAACACACUGAA